Molecule: messenger RNA, 1485 nt
Organism: Sabethes cyaneus
Lineage: Eukaryota; Metazoa; Arthropoda; Insecta; Diptera; Culicidae
Gene: ND-39
Product: NADH dehydrogenase [ubiquinone] 1 alpha subcomplex subunit 9, mitochondrial
Exons: 3
Coding region: 134-1339 (401 amino acids)
Cellular component (GO): mitochondrion
Molecular function (GO): protein-containing complex binding
Source: RefSeq, a predicted model, not a curated record
UCAUUGUCAUCAGGCAGGGGGAAAAAUAUUCAAAGAAAUUUUCUUCCUUCGAAUUCGGAGCCAGAACGCGACACGGAAACAAAAAUAGUCACUUUUGCCACAAAAUUGUCCCGUAAUACAAGUGGCCUCUGCGAUGGCUUCGCUGAUUCUGGUUAAUGGUGCCCAGUUGGCAAGACAGCAGACCGGAUCGCUUGGGAUCCUCUGUCUGAAGGCCAACUACAGCACGGAAGAACCGCGUAAGCUGAAAAGCACGAACUUGGCCACGCUGAAGCGUGGUACCGGUGGACGUUCUAGUUUCAAUGGAAUCGUUGCUACGGUUUUUGGUAGUACAGGGUUCCUCGGACGUUAUGUUUGUAAUAAGCUGGGUAAGAUUGGAUCGCAGUUGAUUCUUCCGUACCGUGCUGACCAUUACGAGGCGAUCCGUUUGAAACUGGUCGGAGAUUUGGGUCAGGUGCUGUUUCAUCCUUACGAUUUGCGGGAUGAGGAGUCGAUUUACAAUGCGGUCAAGUAUUCGAAUGUUGUAAUCAAUCUCGUUGGACGAGAUUGGGAGACGAAGAACUUCACCUUCAAGGAUGUGCACGUUGACGGUGCUCGCCGGCUGGCUCGGAUUGCUAAGCAAGCUGGGGUUGAGAAGUUUAUUCAUUUGUCUAGCUUGAACGCUACGCCGGAACCGACGCCGCUUGUGAUAAAGGAAGGCAGUAAGUUCCUUAAGAGUAAGUACUACGGCGAGUGUGCGGUUCGUGAGGAAUUUCCGGAUGCUAUUGUUUUCCGCCCGUCCGAUAUCUACGGGCAGGAGGAUCGCUUUUUGCGCUACUAUGCGCACCUUUGGCGCCGGCAGAUUCGUGGAAUGCCACUCUGGUACAAGGGCGAACGUACGCUCAAGCAGCCAGUGUUCUGCUCGGAUGUUGCUCAGGGUAUCGUGAAUGCCAUCAAGGAUCCGGAUACCCAGGGUAAAACCUAUCAGGCUGUUGGUCCUCGACGGUACAAGUUGAGUGAGUUGGUAGAUUGGUUCUAUCGGGAGAUGCGUAAGGACGAGGACUGGUGGGGUUAUCUGCGUUAUGACCUGCGGUACGAUCCGACGUUUAUGCUGAAGGUACGUCUUACCGAGUUUAUCUGCCCGUCGUACCACAUUGGCGAUCUGCACCGCGAACGAGUCGAGCGGGAGUAUGUGACGGAUGAUGUCAAGAAGGGUGUUCCCACUUUGGAGGAUUUGGGUGUUAAUUUGACGCUGAUGGAGGAUCAGGUUCCAUGGGAGCUCAAACCGUUCCGGGCUGCUUUGUACUACGAUGCCGAAUUAGGUGAGUUUGAAAAACCGGCACCACCUCAGUUUAUUCAGUAGAGAAGCAGUUGUUUUGGGCAUCUUUCCGCUGAUAACAUUAUUUAGAGAGAAUUGCGUUCUGCAAGGGUGUCGAUUUUAUUGUUAAGAAUCUAUCGAAACCAGCAAUAAAUAUGUCAGAAAUCGUGAAAUUUAUGUUCACAUCACCA